Molecule: messenger RNA, 810 nt
Organism: Zingiber officinale
Lineage: Eukaryota; Viridiplantae; Streptophyta; Magnoliopsida; Zingiberales; Zingiberaceae
Product: GDSL esterase/lipase At1g71691-like
Exons: 4
Coding region: 1-810 (269 amino acids)
Molecular function (GO): hydrolase activity, acting on ester bonds
Source: RefSeq, a predicted model, not a curated record
AUGUUCGUGUUCGGUGACUCGCUCCUAGAUCCCGGAAACAACAAUAAUCUUUUAACUUUAGCAAAAGCUAAUUACUUCCCGAAUGGCAUUGAUUUCUCUAUCGGAACCACGGGGAGAUACUGCAAUGGUGGCACUUUGGUCGACCAUUUAGGUAAGCUUCUUGGGUUACCUUUUGUUCCUACGUUCAAAAACCCUAGCACCAAUGGAUCAAACAUAUUAAAAGGUGUAAACUAUGCAUCAGCUGGGGCUGGAAUUCUUUGGGACACAGGACUAAUAUUUGGAGAUGUCUUCACAAUGGAUGAACAGAUACAAAACUUCAAGAAAACAAUUGAAGACUUGAGCCUAAUGCUAGGAAAUAAGACUACAGACUUCCUUGGAAGAUCUCUCUUCUUCAUUAGCAUGGGAGCUAAUGACUACAUCAACAACUACUUGCAUCCUCUAGCAUGGAGGUACAAAAAGUACCCUAUUGUGGCAUAUGAGCAAUUGCUGAUUCAAGAAUAUUCAAGGCAAAUUAAGGAUAUCUAUGAUCUUGGGGCGAGAAAAAUCUUCGUGUCCGGAGUUCCUCCACUCGGUUGCAUACCUAACCAAAUAGGUGGCAAUAAUGAUAGCAGUGGAGAGUGCAUCAGGUCAAGCAAUCGAAUGGCAGUGUCAUACAACAACCAAGUCAGUAUGUUGGCAGGCGAGCUAAAUGCAACGCUCGCAGGGGCUUCUUUCCUCUUUUGGAACAACUACAAGCCAGUUUACGACAUCAUCCAUAAUUACUCAUUAUACGGUAAUUACGUACAUAGAUAUAACCUUAGCUUCUACUAA